GUCAGCCUGACCUGUGUUCCACCCUCUCCCUCUUCGUCUCCGUCUCCCCGUACAGAACCUCCACCCGCGCCCGUCCUUGAUCCCGCCGGCCGUCGGCUCCGAAACUCGCCGCCGCUCCCCUUGUGGCUCGUCGCUCUUCUCCCGUCUCAUCUCCAUUGCCGCUCAGGACCCUCUCCCUUCAUCUCCCCGCCGUCGGCAAGCCUGAGCAGGCUCCCUCCACGCCGUACCACACGGUCCCCUCCCUUGCUUUCAGCGCCGGACCCAGCCGUCGUGGAGCCCGAUUUACCUCCCUAAGGAUGAGAUCUGACUGAUACAUUCGUGUAUCGUGCGUUCCGUUCCAUCUCGUUCCUCACCGUCCAGUCCGGGAUCCGUGCGCGCGUUACUCGCCGUUGAAGCCAGGAAUCGCACCGGGGAGCGAGGGACGGAUUGAGCUGCAACGCAAGUGGUGGAAAAAUUGUCAAGUUAGAGAUAUUGGUCUGAUACUCUUAUGAGAUGUCACUGAAAAUUCCACUUCCGCAAGGGCUUUCCUUCUUAAGGAGUGUUGGAUGGUUAGAAGAUCGGAAGGUUGAUUCAGCUGCCAAGCAGCAGUUAUCCCCAACAUUGAAGCUCCAGACAGAUAAGGAGGUGUACAGACCCGGUGAUUCAGUCACUGUGACUAUAGAAAUCCACAGCCCAGCUAGUUUGAAGGACGAUGCUGGGCAGACGGUGUCGGGCGAAGAUGCCUCCUCGCUGUUGUUAGAUGUGCUUUCCUUCGAACUUAAAGGGAUUGAGAAGCUGGAUAGCCAAUGGUUCUCUGUUCCAAAGCCCUUACCAGGGUCUAAACAAAGGCGAGGUGAACAUACGUUACUGGAUUGUUCGGCGCCGUCACUGGUCUCUAAAGUUAUAAUUGCUUCAGGACAAACAAAAACGUACAUUGUGCGCGUGGAGCUCCCAAAGAUUUUACCGCCAUCUUAUAGGGGUAUCAGUAUCCGCUAUUUUUAUUAUGUUAGGAGUGCAUUAUUUGGAAGGUCGGUUGUACUGGGUAAUGGAGACCAAAAUAAAAAUCCUGUGAAUACUUCAAUUCAAUUGGAAGCUCGAGUCCCAUUGCAGAUACGUGUUUCCCAGAAAAGCAGCAACCUACUAAAUGAAGAAGGGACUUGGCCAAUCACAGGUGAUCAACUGGGCAUAUUUUGGAGGGAGAAAGAUGAAGAUUCAGAAUGGGUCAAAGCAAAUGAUAAUGCUGAUCUAGAAGAAGGGUAUGAUAGUUCAAAAGAUGAAGUUUCAUCUGUUUCCUCAUACAAUCCUUCCAAAGCAAAUCCUGAAUUCUCCCUGAGGAACUCGUUGUCAAUGCAAUCCCUGUCCUCACGCCUCUCCACAAGUGAGCCGUUUUAUAGUCAAGCAGAACAACCCAAUUUCCCAUCUUACAGUCCAAUUCCUCGAUUGUCAGUGUCAGAGAUUUCAGAUGAUCAUGACGGAGGUUUAGUGUCACCUCAAAGGAAGCUAAAUCUUUUGCUACCAGAUCAUCCACCAAAUGGGCAAAGGUUUUCUCCUGAUUCUGAUCGCUUAAAAGAUGAUGUUGGACUACCCCUUACGCCGAAAAAUGUUGAUCCAGCUGGAUCUGAAGGUUUUACCAGAGGAAGAUCUUAUAAUAUAAGAAUUGAUGACCAAGUCUUGCUUCGUUUUUCACCUAAGAAUUCGGACUCAACUUAUUACUUUGGUGAUAUGAUUGGUGGAGCACUUACCUUUUUUCAUGGAACUGGAAAGCGGAGGUGCCGUGAGGUAUCAAUAACCCUGGAAACAUCAGAAACAAUUAAUCCCCGUGCAUUACAUCCUUCAAGAAGGGGUUCGCCGACAAUAACCAAGCUGCACAGUGAGCAUCAUGAGGUUGUUGCGGAUCUUCAUCAGACCAGCUUUCUCUUUUCCAUUCCCAUUGAUGGUCCUAUGUCAUUUUCUACCUCAAAAGUAACUCUACAGUGGUCUCUUCGAUUUGAGUUCUUCACAACUCCUGAAGGAACGGACCCAACUAGGUACGAGCACCCACUCCUUGUUGAGAAAAGAGAAAAGGGUGAAUGGGUCCUUCCAAUAACUGUUUACGCACCUCCAUUGCGUAGACGACCUACUCAUGGGAGAAAUGAUAGAUCUGUCCUACCUGGAAACAUCUUCAAGUCUUGAAGUGCGUUGUUGCUAACGACACCUGAUUUUUCGUCUUUGCUUGCCGAAGUAUAGUUCCUUUCAGCUUGAAGGAAUGCCAGAUUAUUCUGACUGCCACAAUAACAUCAAAAGUUCCUCAGUCAGUUGUUCGAGGAUGUGCAAUGUGGUGCCUAUUUGUACAAAAGCACUUCAGAAAUAGAGAACAAAUGGAGCGGUGAGACUUGUCGAUGAGUUGCAAUGUUUUGCAUCAAGUGGACUGCAUUUGUUUCCUGGAUUUCAGCUCAUCACCUGAGAGCAAGCAUGAGCAUUUAGUACUUAAUUUACUUAGCACAACAUCAAUACCACAAGAUACUGAUCAUGAGUGCACCACAAAUAUACCUGGUACACAAGCGGUGCACAUCUACGCUCAUCCGUUCUAGAGCUGUGUCAGGACUCAGGGAUUAACCUGGUUUGCCAGACACUCAGACUUCGUUUUCCAGGGUUUUUUUUUUUAUUGUCACCAUGUUUUCAAUCAAGUCCCGUAGUCUCAAAGGAAGAACAAGAUGUAACUUUGAUAGAUGAUCUCAUUGGGGAUGCCCAUAUGCUAUUACAUCCUUAUAAGAUAAUACACAUGAUAUAUUUUGCCUGUAAUUUUUUUAGCAAACCAAAUAUUGUACAGUGGUUAUUCCGUGCAAUUGUAACUUGUUUCUUGAGGCUGU
This is a messenger RNA of Panicum hallii, 2828 nucleotides long. RefSeq lists its product as uncharacterized. The transcript has 13 exons. Gene Ontology annotation, biological process: retrograde transport, endosome to Golgi. The coding region runs from base 493 to 2151 and encodes 552 amino acids. Gene Ontology annotation, cellular component: Golgi membrane; Ric1-Rgp1 guanyl-nucleotide exchange factor complex. Lineage: Eukaryota; Viridiplantae; Streptophyta; Magnoliopsida; Poales; Poaceae. The record is from RefSeq and is a predicted model, not a curated record.